AUGGAAGACGCUACCGCUGAGCAAGAAUAUAUAUCUUCUGGUGAAUCAGACGACGAUGGAGAAAAGCAGCCCGCAGAGGAUCUAAACGACGUGACAAAAAGACGUCGAGCACAGAAUGCUCAGUUUGAGGCUCUGCUUUCAAAACGUGCUGAUACAGGCCCGGUGACGAAGAAAACUGUACGCGCAGAUAUCCCCGAUGCUGAGCUUUCUACUGCACACUUAGUUGCACGAAAAGACCUAGGACAUGGGGUGUUGGAUCCUCGGGAAUACCAGCUGGAGCUCUUCGAGAGGGCUAAGGCACAAAACACGAUUGCGGUUCUCGAUACGGGGUCUGGAAAGACGUUGAUUGCCGUGCUGUUGCUGAAGCACGUCAUCGAGAAAGAGCUGAACGAUCGUGCUGAGGGAAAGCCACCUCGCAUUUCAUUCUUUCUGGUCGACAGCGUCACACUCGUAUAUCAGCAGGGUGCUGUGUUGCGCAACAACCUCGACCAAAAUGUUGGUCAGUUCUUCGGUGCCAUGGGAGCAGACUUGUGGAACAAGCAGACCUGGGACGAGCACUUCAACGCGAAUAUGGUAAUUGUAUGCACGGCAGAGAUUUUAAACCAAUGUCUCCUCAACUCGUACUUGAGGAUGGAUCAGAUCAAUUUGUUGAUCUUCGACGAGGCACAUCACACCAAGAAGAAUCACGCUUAUGCGCGGAUUAUUCGCGAUUCAUAUCUCAAAAACCCUCCGUCCAAGCGCCCGAGAGUAUUUGGGAUGACCGCAUCACCGAUUGACGCUCGAGGUGAUAUCGUAGAUGCAGCCGCAAAGCUAGAGACACUGCUGGAUAGCCAGAUUGCAACAACCUCGAACUUGACCCUCCUACGACAAUUCAUCAAACGUCCAACAGAGAGGGAAUGGGCAUACGACAGGCUUGAAGCACCAUUCGGGACCGAAUUGUACAAAUCCAUGAAAGACCGCUUUGGUGACAUCGCAUCAUUGGAACCCGUCUUCAGAUUUGCUUGGAACGCCAGCUCCGAACUGGGCAAAUGGUGUUCAGAUCGGGCAUGGGCUCAUGCUCUAGCAGAAGAUGUACUGCCAAAGCUCGAAGGUCAAGUCAGCAAAGCCAUUAAUGAGGAAAGCUCUGGGAGGGUCCGUGAAAGCGCAUAUAAGGAGAUUGAACGGAUCAAGGAUGCCAGCGACAUUGUCAGGAACCAUACCUUCGAUAGCCCCGAUGCUCCCGGCUCACUCAGCUCUAAAGUGCAGCUCUUGUAUAAAGAACUUCGCAAGCAGUUUGAAUACCCCACGGACACCAAAUGCAUUGUCUUUACCGACAUGCGAUACACGGCCAGGAUAUUAUUUGAGCUAUUCACCGAAUUGAACAUUCCAUACAUGCGUCCCGGUGUGCUGGUUGGCGUCCGGACCGGUGAUCUCGCCGCAAUGAACAUAACCUUCCGUCAACAGUUCAUUGCGCUGGUUAAGUUCCGAAAAGGAGAAAUAAAUUGCUUGUUUGCCACUUCGGUAGCUGAAGAGGGACUCGAUAUUCCGGACUGUAACUUGGUUGUCAGGUUUGAUCUAUACCAUACCCUCAUCCAGUAUGUACAGAGCCGAGGUCGGGCGCGGCAUUCUGAUUCAACUUAUGCUACCAUGGUUGAAAAGGAUAACGUUGAACAUCGAGAACGACUUGCGGAAGUUCGAGAUGCUGAGCAAACUAUGCAGAGCUUUUGUGAAGCCCUACCAGAAGAUCGACUGCUCAACGGCGGCGAGCAUGACUUGGAGACGAUUCUCCAACAUGAGGAAGGCAAAAGAACAUACAAGAUUGCGUCCACAGGAGCAAUGUUAACGUACCAUUCGGCAAUGGCUAUUCUUGCGCGCUAUGCCAGCUCUUUGCAAUAUGAGAAAGAGUCAUUGACCCAAGUUACAUACGUUACCCUUCCCGUGAACAAUACUUAUGUCUGUGAAGUUAUCCUACCGGAGAAGUCGCCCAUUCGAGGAAUAACUGGAAGCCCGGCGAUGAAAAAGUCGAGCGCAAAGCAGUGCGCAGCAUUUGAUGCUUGUCUCCUACUGCGAAAACACAAGCUGCUCGAUGAUCAUUUCAACUCGAUCUAUCAUAGGCGGCUACCUGCUAUGCGGAAUGCAAAACUGGCCAUCACGUCGAAGCAUACAAAUGAAUACGACAUGAUAUCCAAGCCGUCUUUCUGGGAUAUUCCGGAGGGAGCCUUGCCAACCAAUCUCUAUGCUGUUCUCAUCUCGUUCAAACCCUCGGAGCCUCUCUCAAGAGCACACGGCGAUAUCAUCUUGCUUGGACGGGAAAGGCUCCCAGAUUUUCCGUCAUUUUCCAUUUUCCUUGAUGAGGAUGUGGAAACCAACAUCAGCUCAACAACUGUACUCGACGUCUUGGAGGUCUCCGAUGAAGAGCUGGAUUGCCUAACUGAUUUCACGCUUCGCGUCUUUCGCGAUGUUUUCCACAAGGUAUAUACUAAGGAACCAAAGAAAAUUCCAUACUGGCUUGCCCCAGCAGUUCAGUCGACUGAACUGAAUAGCUUUAUUCCGUCUCGCGAUUUAAUCGACUGGGAAACGCUAUCUUUCGUCCAGCAAAACGAGGAGUUCCAAUUCUCCUCUGACAUUGACCCAAAGUCGUUGGUCAAUCGACUCGUUUAUGAUCCCUGGGAUGGUAGGUUCCGGCUCUUUACCGGUGAAGUUGAUGAUACUCUGCGCCCCACUGACCCUCCACCGGAAUGGGUGCAUCGUCGGAGACACAUGGACAACAUCAUGAGCUACUGCGUUAGUCUUUCUAAGAACUCACGUGCUAAAUUCUUCGCGAAAGCCAAUUGGGACCAGCCAGUUUUUCAUGCUCAAUUGAUUCGUCUUCGAAGAAAUCUACUAGACAAAAUGGUGGAUCAGGAAAGAGAAGUCGAAACCAGAAGCGUCGUCUGCCUGGAAGCCCUGAGAAUAUCAGCUAUUCCGACCUCACUUGUUACUUCAUUCCUCGCCUUCCCUGCAAUUAUUAGCAGAAUGGAUUCCCAUCUGAUUACCCUCGAUGCGUGUAAAACUCUGGACUUGACCGUCCAUCCUGAGUUUGCCUUGGAAGCAUUCACGAAAGAUUCCGACAACACCGAGGAACACAAGGGCCAGCAGAUCCAUUUCCAGCGUGGUAUGGGAAAGAAUUACGAGCGCCUUGAGUUCCUGGGCGAUUGUUUCCUGAAGAUGGCAACGUCCAUUGCCUUGUUCACGCAGAAGCCUGACGAUGACGAGUACGACUAUCACGUCAACCGGAUGUGUCUUAUUUGCAACAAGAAUCUGUUCAAUGUCGCCAUCAAGAAGAAGCUUUACAUGUACAUUAGGAGCCGUGGAUUUUCCAGACACACAUGGUACCCGGUAGGUCUUACGCUGCAAAAGGGUAAAGAUCACAGCAAGAAGGUUACCUCAGAAAGCAAACACUCAUUGGGAGAGAAGACAAUUGCCGACGUGUGCGAAGCGUUGAUCGGUGCAUCCCUGCUCUCGGGUGCCCCCGACCACCGGUUCGACAUGGCUGUCAAAGCAGUCAGUGCACUAGUUGGCAGUGAGAAUCACACGGCAACGAACUGGAAAGACUAUUUCAGUGUCUACUCUCUUCCUCAAUACCAGACUAUGAAAGCAGAUGGGUUUGAAAUUGACCUCGCCAAAAAAGUGGAGGAGAAAUUGGGUUAUCAAUUUCGUUAUCCCCGACUGUUGCGGUCUGCAUUUACUCACCCUUCAUACCCUUCAGCGUGGGCUAAGGUGCCGUGUUAUCAGCGACUUGAGUUCUUGGGUGAUUCGUUGCUGGAUAUGGUCUGUGUUGAAGAUCUGUACACGAGGUUUCCUGAUAAGGACCCCCAAUGGCUCACAGAGCACAAGAUGGCGAUGGUAUCCAACAAGUUCCUGGGUGCACUAUCAGUGCGACUCCAACUCCACACACACCUCCGGCACUUCAGCAACCCAUUGCAGUCUCAGAUCACUCAUUAUGCUGAGGAGAUUCAGACUGCGGAGGCUGAGGGCGAGGGCGCUGUGGACUACUGGGUUGGUACUAAAGAUCCGCCGAAAUGCUUGUCUGACAUGGUCGAGUCUUACCUUGGAGCUGUGUUUGUCGAUUCGGAGUUCAACUUCGAAGUGAUUGAAACAUUCUUCAACAAAUAUGUCAAGCCGUUCUUCCACGACAUGUCCAUCUACGAUACGUUUGCCAACAAGCACCCAACUACCUACCUGCACAACAAACUCACCAACGAGUAUGGAUGCACCAACUACUGCCUCAAAGCGGGUGAAUUCCCGGGAGUCGAUGGAACCCCUGCCAGUGUACUCGCCGCAGUGAUAGUACAUGACGCCGUCAUUGGUGAAGCAACGGCAUCUUCUGGCCGCUACGCCAAAGUCAAAGCGAGUGAGAAAACCUUGGCUUUGCUUGAAGAGAUCUCGCCUGCCGAAUUCCGCGAAAAAUACCAUUGCGACUGCCGCGAGGUCAAGGAUGGCCAGGAUAAUAUGCCGGAUGUUGGAACUGCAAUUUAG
This is a messenger RNA of Aspergillus chevalieri, 4497 nucleotides long. RefSeq names its product putative RNA helicase/RNAse III (gene DCL1). The transcript has 14 exons. The record is from RefSeq and is a predicted model, not a curated record. Gene Ontology annotation, molecular function: RNA binding; ribonuclease III activity; ATP binding. NCBI's taxonomy places the organism in Eukaryota, Fungi, Ascomycota, Eurotiomycetes, Eurotiales, Aspergillaceae. Gene Ontology annotation, cellular component: cytoplasm; RISC complex; nucleus. Gene Ontology annotation, biological process: siRNA processing. Bases 1 to 4497 code for a protein of 1498 amino acids.